Rhinopithecus roxellana (golden snub-nosed monkey) is the source of this 3098-nucleotide messenger RNA. It is a transcript of the gene BTN2A1, whose product is annotated as butyrophilin subfamily 2 member A1. The coding region runs from base 307 to 1347 and encodes 346 amino acids. The transcript has 8 exons. Gene Ontology annotation, molecular function: signaling receptor binding. Gene Ontology annotation, biological process: T cell receptor signaling pathway; regulation of cytokine production. The record is from RefSeq and is a predicted model, not a curated record. Gene Ontology annotation, cellular component: external side of plasma membrane. Lineage: Eukaryota; Metazoa; Chordata; Mammalia; Primates; Cercopithecidae.
AAAUAAGGCUCAACAGCAUUGGCUGGUUCACUCACACCCGGCCAAUCCUGGACUCUAAACUCUUUAGGGAAAUCUUGAGGCUGUGGAAGCCCAGUGGUCCAGAUCUCGGUUCCUGCAUCUCCAGACAUGGCGACCUAGGGGAAGGGGAAGAACAAUUUUUUCUCCUCUUUUGGGACGGUUUGUGUCAGGUAGUGCCUGUGCCCCUGGGCAGCUUGGAGAGAAGAGGGGCGACUGGAAAAUCGUCAUUUGAGAACCAGAGGAGAAAAGAAAACGCAACGUUAAUUCUAGAAGGCCUCCCGUCCCUGCAUGCCCUGGGUGCUCAUGGAACCAGCUGCUGCCCUGCACUUCUCCCUGCCAGCCUCCCUCAUCCUCCUCCUCCUUCUCCGACUGUGUGCACUGGUCUCAGCCCAGUUUAUUGUGGUAGGGCCCACUGAUCCCAUCCUGACCACGGUUGGAGAAAACACUACGUUACGCUGCCAUCUGUCACCCGAGAAAAAUGCUGAGGACAUGGAGGUGCGGUGGUUCCGGUCUCAGUUCUUCCCUGCAGUGUUUGUGUAUAAGGGUGGGAGAGAGAGAACAGAGGAGCAGAUGGAGGAGUACCGAGGAAGAACCACCUUUGUGAGCAAAGACAUCAGCAGGGGCAGCGUGGCCCUGGUCAUACACAACAUCACAGCCCAGGAGAACGGCACCUACCGCUGUUACUUCCAAGAAGGCAGGUCCUACGAUGAGGCCAUCCUGCACCUCGUGGUGGCAGGACUGGGCUCUAAGCCCCUCAUUGAAAUGAGGGGCCACGAGGACGGAGGCAUCCGGCUGGAGUGCAUAUCUAGAGGGUGGUACCCAAAGCCCCUCACAGUGUGGAGGGACCCCUACGGUAGGGUUGUGCCUGCCCUGAAGGAGGUCUUCACCCCUGACGCAGAUGGCCUCUUCAUGGUCACCACAGCUGCGAUCAUCAGAGAUAAGUCGAUGAGGAACAUGUCCUGCUCUAUCAAUGACACCCUGCUCGGCCAGAAGAAAGAAAGUGUCAUUUUUAUUCCAGAAUCCUUUAUGCCCAGCGUGUCUCCCUGUGUGGUGGCCCUGCCUAUCAUUGUGGUUUUUCUGAUGAUAAUCAUUGCCGUAUGCAUCUACUGGAUCAACAGACUCCAAAAGGAAAAAAAGAUUCUGUCAGGGGAAAAGGAGUUUGAACUGGAAACAAGAGAAACUGCUGUAAAGGAACUGGAGAAGGAACGUGUGCAAAAAGAGAAAGAACUUCAAGUAAAAGAGCAACUUCAAGAAGAAUUGCGAUGGAGAAGAACAGUCUUACAUGCUGGGGACCUCUGGCCAGCAACACCCCACCCAAACCUUGCUUGAUUACACUGGCAUGCCCCAGCUCACCUGUGUUAUAGCGUGUACCCACGUUCGGCAGUUCCUGAGCUCUUGUGCCAUACCCAAGAAGAAUGAGGAUACACUAGACAUUGAAGGGUGAGGAGCGAUGAGAAGAAUUUUAUCAAGCGACUGAAUAGCACUCAGCAGAGAGGGGAUGCUGGCACCCCUACCCGAAGGCGGGAAAGUUCCCCCUGUGUGGCUGGGUCCAGACCUGUUUUAUGGACUCAUAAUGGGAAGUGUGUGCUGAUUGGUUUGUGAGUAUGCAAAAAAGGUUAAAGUGAAGACACCACUCAAAGGUGGCCACAACGGUGUAAAAAACCAAUUAGGAAAGGGUGGGUAUAUGGAAAGUAGUUGAAGGGUGGGGACCAAUCAGAGGAAAGUGCACCAAACAUGAAGACAAGUUCUCAACAAGUUCUCAAUCUGGGCUGAGGAUUUACCUUGUAGUUUGGCUUUCAGGCUUUAAACUGUCUUCAGCUGGGAGGUGGGGUUUCACCAGGGACCCAUUGCUACCUGCCUUUGCAUCUGACUGCCUCCUGUCUGCUAUCACUAGGUCCCAAGGUUUGUAGCAAGGACCCCUUACAAAGACAUCCCCCACAGUCUACCCAAAGGUUAACCUCAGAACGUAUUUCAUUGUCAGAGUGAGAAACAAAUACACGUGAAAAUGCAGUAUGGCACAAAUAAGGAGCAAGAGGUGAAGAAAGGCUCAGUCACACCCAUUUUGUGAAAAAUAUAAAAUAUGCAGUUACUGACAGCACUAACUCUGGAUACCAGAAAAUUCUAUAAUUCAGUAAUGGAUCUGAGACCUGAAUUUUGGAGGUACUAAAAUAGAUGUAAUAGAUCUAGUUUUCAUUCUGUUCAUACUUUCAUUUUUGGCUCUGUGAUAAAAGAUGAUAAUAUAAAAAAAAAAAAAGGAUGAUAAUAUCCUCUAUGUAACAAUUACAUGCAAGGGGAUGUCUGCAAACUGCCACAGUAUCAUUCUUAAAAUCAUUUCAUGUUUCCACUCAGUUCUCCUGAUAUUUCUGUUACGAUAUAAAAGACAGCUGAAUGUGAAGAAGCACUGAUUUUACACAUAACACACACAUUAAUGAUUCAAAUAGGUAAACACAGAGAGCUGCACACACUUUGAGAGGUAGGGCUGAAAUUUUUCAUCAAUGUGUACAAUUCAAUAUAGUUUCAGUUUUCAUUCUAACCUUCCCCAGUGGCUUCUGCCCAGCAACUGAUGAGAAAUGGUAACUCUGAGCCAAUCAAAACACAAAUUCCUACAAAGAGGAUUGUCUUACUGUUUCUCAGAUCGAGUGUACAGCACAUGCUUUCUUUUCCUUUAUUCUGGAUCAGAGAAUCUUAACUAAAGCAGAAAUAAUUGUGUUAAAUUAAACUAAAUUUGGUAUGAGAUAUACCUACAUUUAGCCUGAGGGAUGGCGCCUUACUUGAGCCCUUAAAUAAUGAACUGCAACCUAACUUAGUAUGUAAACUAACUGAAAGCUUAAGGCACAGGAGUAUACUUUUGUAACAAAUAGCUGAGUCUCAGCCAAUCCUAGUAGCCGAACUUCAGUCGGCUCCAGUCAACCCUGCAGCCAGUGAUCAGACUAUGUUCAAAUAAGGCCAACUCUGAGCUGUAACCAAUUAAGCUGUUUCUGUAUGUCACUUCCCUUGUGGAAUGGAGCUCACUGAACCUCUCUGAUGGCUUCCUGAUCAUUCUGAUGGUUUGCAAAUUGUUCUUUGUUCAAAUUAAACUG